GGGGGCAAGAUGGCGGCGGCAAUAGGGGUCCGCGGCCGGUGCGAGCUGCCGCCUUGCUCCGGCCCAGGCUGGCUUCUCAGCCUUUCCGCCCUGCUGAGCGUGGCGGCUCGAGGGGCCUUCGCCACCACCCACUGGGUCGUCACAGAGGACGGGAAGAUUCAGCAGCAGGUGGAUUCACCAAUGAACUUGAAGCAUCCCCAUGACUUAGUCAUAUUAAUGAGACAAGAAACAACUGUUAACUACCUCAAAGAAUUGGAGAAACAAUUAGUUGCUCAAAAAAUUCACAUAGAAGAGAAUGAGGACAGAGACACAGGACUGGAACAGAGACAUAAUAAAGAAGACCCAGACUGCAUCAAAGCCAAAGUGCCCUUAGGGGACCUUGAUCUGUAUGAUGGCACAUACAUAACUCUGGAGAGCAAAGACAUCAGCCCUGAAGAUUAUAUAGACACAGAAUCUCCUGUCCCUCCAGACCCUGAGCAACCUGAUUGUACUAAAAUUCUAGAACUUCCAUAUAGUAUACAUGCUUUUCAGCACUUGCGAGGUGUACAAGAAAGAAUAAAUCUUUCUGCACCUCUAUUACCUAAAGAAGAUCCGGUCUUUACAUAUUUAUCUAAACGAUUAGGACGGAGUAUAGAUGACAUUGGCCACCUCAUUCAUGAAGGCUUGCAGAAGAAUUCUUCCUCAUGGGUACUGUAUAACAUGGCUUCAUUUUACUGGAGAAUAAAAAAUGAACCAUAUCAGGUAGUGGAAUGUGCCAUGCGAGCACUUCACUUCUCUUCCAGACAAAAUAAAGAUAUCGCCUUGGUCAAUUUGGCAAAUGUUCUGCACAGAGCACACUUCUCUGCUGAUGCUGCUGUCGUGGUUCACGCGGCUCUGGAUGACAGUGACUUCUUCACCAGCUACUACACGUUGGGGAAUAUAUAUGCAAUGCUUGGAGAGUAUAACCACUCAGUGCUGUGUUACGACCAUGCUUUGCAGGCCAAACCUGGUUUUGAGCAAGCUAUAAAGAGGAAGCAUGCUGUCCUAUGUCAGCAAAAACUUGAACAGAAAUUGGAGGCUCAACAUAGAUCCCUCCAGCGAACACUUAACGAGUUAAAAGAGUAUCAGAAGCAGCAUGACCACUACCUGAGACAGCAGGAGAUCCUAGAAAAACACAAGCUGAUUCAGGAGGAGCAAAUCUUAAGAAAUAUCAUCCACGAGACUCAGAUGGCAAAAGAGGCACAGUUAGGAAAUCAUCAGAUAUGUCGUCUAGUCAACCAGCAACACAGUUUACAUUGCCAGUGGGACCAACCUGUACGCUACCAUCGAGGAGAUAUCUUUGAAAAUGUGGACUAUGUUCAGUUUGGUGAAGAUUCAUCAACCUCUAGUAUGAUGUCUGUGAAUUUUGAUGUUCCGGCAAAUCAGAGUGAUAUCAGUGAUUUGGUCAAGUCUUCUCCCGUAGCCCAUUCUGUUCUAUGGAUCUGGGGCCGGGACUCAGAUGCAUAUAGGGACAAGCAGCAUAUCCUAUGGCCUAAAAGAGCAGAUUGUACAGAAAGCUACCCUAGCGUCCCUGCUGGUGGGGAAUUGCCAACGUAUUUUCUGCCUCCAGAAAACAAAGGACUCAGGAUCCACGAACUCAACAGUGAUGAUUAUUCUUCAGAAGAAGAGGCCCAAACCCCUGACUGUUCCAUAACUGACUUCAGAAAAAGCCACACUCUGUCCUACUUAGUCAAAGAAUUAGAGGUCCGCAUGGAUCUGAAAGCCAAAAUACCAGAUGACCAUGCACGAAAAAUAUUGCUUUCCCGUAUUAAUAACUAUACUAUCCCAGAAGAAGAAAUUGGGUCUUUCUUAUUUCAUGCUAUUAAUAAGCCAAAUGCGCCCGUCUGGCUCAUACUCAAUGAAGCUGGACUCUACUGGAGAGCAGUAGGAAAUAGCACGUUUGCUAUCGCCUGUCUCCAAAGGGCUUUGAAUUUAGCUCCACUUCAGUAUCAGGACAUUCCUCUUGUCAACUUGGCCAACCUUUUGAUUCACUAUGGCCUUCAUCUUGAUGCUACUAAGCUGCUACUUCAAGCUUUGGCCAUCAAUAGCUCUGAGCCCCUGACCUUCUUGAGCCUUGGAAAUGCUUACCUCGCGCUGAAGAAUAUCAGUGGGGCACUUGAAGCCUUUAGACAGGCCUUGAAAUUAACUACCAAAUGUCCAGAGUGUGAAAACAGCCUGAAGUUGAUCCGCUGUAUGCAGUUUUAUCCUUUUCUGUACAACAUCUCCUCUUCUGUUUGCAGUGGUCAUUGUCAGGAGAAUACCCUGGACAACAGCCAUGACAAACAGAAAUACUUUGACAACUCACAGUCACUGGAUGCUGCUGAAGAAGAGCCCUUUGAGAGAGGAACAGAGGAGGACCCUGUAUUCUCUGUUGAGAAUUCAGGGAGGGACUCAGAUGCCCUUAGACUUGAAAGUACAGUGGUUGAGGAAAGCAAUGGUUCUGAUGAGAUGGAGAAUUCAGAUGAAACAAAGAUGUCAGAAGAGAUUCUGGCUUUGGUGGAUGAAUUUCAACAGGCAUGGCCUCUGGAAGGCUUUGGGGGAGCACUUGAGAUGAAGGGGCGACGGCUAGACUUGCAGGGGAUACGCGUGCUGAAGAAAGGUCCCCAGGAUGGCGUGGCCAGAAGUUCUUGCUAUGGAGACUGCAGAAGUGAAGAUGAUGAAGCAACAGAGUGGAUCACAUUCCAGGUCAAACGUGUAAAGAAACCCAAAGGAGAUCAUAAGAAAACUCCUGGGAAAAAGGUAGAAUCAAAUCAAGCAGAAAAUGGGCAUCGUUACCAAGCAAACUUGGAGAUCACUGGUCCCAAGGUGGCGUCUCCUGGGCCACAAGGGAAAAAACGUGACUACCAGAGUCUGGGGUGGCCCAGCCCGGAUGAGUGCCUCAAGCUCCGCUGGGUGGAGUUGACCGCCAUCGUGAGUACCUGGCUUGCAGUUUCUUCAAAAAACAUCGACAUCACAGAACACAUAGACUUCGCCACCCCCAUACAGCAGCCAGCGACCGAGCCCCUGUGCAAUGGCAAUCUCCCCACGAGCAUGCAUACCCUGGACCACCUGCACGGGGUAUCCAACCGGGCCAGCCUGCACUACACUGGUGAGAGUCAGCUGACAGAGGUAUUGCAGAAUCUUGGCAAAGACCAAUAUCCCCAACAAUCACUUGAACAAAUUGGCACCCGAAUUGCCAAAGUUUUGGAAAAGAAUCAGACAUCCUGGGUCCUUUCCAGCAUGGCAGCCCUCUACUGGAGAGUGAAAGGCCAAGGGAAGAAGGCCAUCGACUGCCUACGCCAGGCCCUCCACUAUGCUCCCCACCAGAUGAAGGACGUGCCCCUGAUCAGCCUGGCCAACAUCUUGCACAAUGCCAAGCUCUGGAACGACGCCGUCAUAGUUGCCACCAUGGCCGUAGAGAUCGCGCCGCACUUUGCCGUGAACCAUUUCACGCUGGGCAACGUCUACGUGGCGAUGGAAGAGUUUGAGAAGGCACUGGUGUGGUACGAGUCCACCCUGAAGUUGCAGCCCGAGUUCGUCCCAGCCAAGAACCGGAUCCAGACCAUCCAGUGUCACCUCAUGCUGAAGAAGGGCCGGCGUUCCCCCUAGCGCGCGCCUCCUCUCCUCCCUAACCUGGGCUCUCAGAAAGUCAGAAAAGAACCCAACCAAUCACUGUCGGUAUCUACUUAAUGACGUGUGUGGAAAUUACUAAGUAAGACUGCAAGCAGGACUUUCACAUAUGCGGGAAUGGGUUUGGUGUUGGUUUUCAGUUCUUCCCCCAGCCGCCCUCGGAAGAGGCAUCUUCAGAAACACAGAUUCUUAGGAGGAAAAUGCAGCUUAAAGAUAUUGUGUAAAUACUGAGCCAAGACAUUUCUGGAGCUACGCUCUGUCUCCAAAACCUCAAGGCCGUUAGGGCUUUCCUCAGUGGUCCAGCCAGCCUCCUCUGGAGGAGGCCAAACCCCACUGCACAUCCUCUGCUUCCUGUCCUAGCCUCUGUCGUCAGUGGAGACGCGAGCCCAGCCAGCGCCGGCCAGUGAGAAGCAACGCCCCUGCUUCCUCCACCAGCCCCCCGCGGUCCCCAGUCUUGUCCAUUCCAUGCUGCUAGGUUACAAAUUCUCAGAGGUAGUUUGCAGGGGAGGAAGGGGAAAAUGAUUUUUAAGACAAAAUAUUUACAACAACAGAAACUCUUAGGAUCUCCUGACCUUUGUAAUGUUUAUUUAUGUUGGGGCGGGAGGGGGGCUGAAGAGGGGAAUCUGCAGUGUGCACCAUCUUUAUCAUUUGUACUUUAAUUACAAAUCGCAAGGAAACCAAUACGUUGAAAUCCUAUAUAACAGGUUUAUAUAUAUAGAAUAUGUAUAUUUGAAGCCCUCGACAGACUGAGUCUAUGUUUUACUAAUUCUUUGUUCACUGUGUCACCCAUCUUGGAAUAAGGCAGGCCUGGUGGCUCCCUCUACCCUAGGCCUCCCACCGAGCUCCCCAGGACAGGGCAAGAGCCAGGGCCCAGUGUCUCCACACAACACCUUUGGCUUUGGUCCCAGGAGAAUCAGAAACUCCCAACAGUUUGGAAUCUUCAAGGGCACAUAUUGAGAACAAAAAUAAAAGUUGUUUAUGAGCAAAAUAGACCUGUAAUG
Molecule: messenger RNA, 4628 nt
Organism: Sciurus carolinensis (gray squirrel)
Lineage: Eukaryota; Metazoa; Chordata; Mammalia; Rodentia; Sciuridae
Gene: Ttc17
Product: tetratricopeptide repeat domain 17
Exons: 25
Coding region: 10-3606 (1198 amino acids)
Biological process (GO): actin filament polymerization; cilium organization
Cellular component (GO): cytoplasm; actin cytoskeleton
Molecular function (GO): protein binding
Source: RefSeq, a predicted model, not a curated record